AUGAAGCCGACCACCACCUUACUUCCGAUCCGAUCGACCGUCUUCGUGGGGUGCCCCUCCAAACUACAACCUCUCCUACUUUCGCGAUGCUAUGCGACACAUAAAGGCGUGGGCGCAACACCCCAGGGCCCUAAGCGGAGGGCAGUAACGCCAUUCAACGAUACCGGAUAUGUUCCAUGGAGCCAGCUCUCAGUGGCAGAGAAGGCUGGCCGAGCCACACAACAGACCGUCAACUUUGGCAUGAUUCUGAUCGGCCUCGUGCUCACUGGUGGCGUGACAUACUUCAUGUGGACCGAAGUCUUUUCCCCCGAUAGCAAAAUCUCAAACUUCAAUCGCGCCGUCGACAGAAUCAAGGACGACCCUCGAUGUUUAGAGCUGCUCGGCGAUGCCAAGAAGAUCUCGGCGCAUGGAGAUGAAACAUUCAACAAGUGGAGACGGGCACGCCCUGUUGCGUCCACGGAGUCUGUUGAUGCCCAGGGAAACCAGCACUUGCUGAUGCAUUUCUAUGUCGAGGGGCCAUUGAACAACGGCGUUGCGCGACUACACAUGAUCAGGCAUCGCGGACAGGGUGACUACGAGUACAAGUACUUCUUUGUGGAUGUAAAGGGCCACGAGAGGGUCUACCUCGAGCACGAAGAGACAGCAGCUUCGAAAAUAGGAAAGAAGCUCAGCUUCUUUGGUGUCAAGUGGGGUUGA
Fusarium keratoplasticum is the source of this 696-nucleotide messenger RNA. RefSeq names its product Mitochondrial import inner membrane translocase subunit Tim21. The coding region runs from base 1 to 696 and encodes 231 amino acids. Gene Ontology annotation, biological process: protein import into mitochondrial matrix. Lineage: Eukaryota; Fungi; Ascomycota; Sordariomycetes; Hypocreales; Nectriaceae. The transcript is spliced from 4 exons. The record is from RefSeq and is a predicted model, not a curated record. Gene Ontology annotation, cellular component: TIM23 mitochondrial import inner membrane translocase complex.